AUGAUGAGCAUCAUAGACAUUAGUGCUGUUAUCAAACUGCUCUUCUUGUUGCUUAUGUUUACCCUCUUUUGUUUUGACGUUCUGCCUGCUGUCCAAGGAUUAGGAGCAGAUACAGUUGCCGGUGCUUCUUCGGCUUCAGUUUCAGGUUCAGGUUCAGGUUCAGGUUCAGGUAUAGUAGUAGGAGGAGGAGGAGGAGAGAUCAGAAGCCUACUACAUUUACAGCAAAAGGGAAGCAGCUCCUCUACUCUAUUCAAUGUCAAAAGCUUUGGCGCCCAAGCCAACGGCCAUGAUGAUGAUACCAAAGCCUUCAUGGCAGCAUGGAAGAAGGCAUGUGGGUUCUCAGGCACUGUAAUUCUACUGAUACCAAAAGGGACAUACCUGAUUGGCCCCAUUAAAUUCACUGGCCCCUGUGAAAAUGUAUCUUCUCUCAUUGUUCGAAUGAAGGGUUAUUUGAAAGCUACAACAGACUUGUCAAAGUAUGGGUUGAGUGCAGGUUGGGUUGAAUUUGGAUGGGUAGAGGGAUUGACCUUGACCGGAGGCGGGACUUUUGAUGGCCAAGGUGCCAAAGCAUGGCCUUACAACAAGUGCAGCAUCGAUUCGAGUUGCAAACUUCUUCCCACUAAUUUGAAAUUUGUGGCAAUGAACAAAACAGUUGUUCGAGGCAUAAGAUCACUGAAUAGCAAGUUCUUUCACUUAGCUCUCGUAGAAUGUAAGAACUUCAAAGGGAGUGAAAUCAAUAUUUCUGCACCAGCAAACAGUCCUAAUACUGAUGGAAUCCAUAUUGAAAGAAGCACUUCUGUUUAUUUUUCUCGGUCACUCAUUGGCACGGGCGAUGAUUGCAUUUCUGUUGGACAAGGAAAUUCCCAGGUCACUGUCACAAGCAUCACUUGUGGACCUGGUCAUGGAAUCAGUGUGGGAAGUUUGGGAAGAUAUCCAAAUGAAGGUGACGUAAGAGGCCUUGUGGUCAGAGAUUGCACCAUGACUGGGACCAUGAACGGCAUUAGGAUAAAGACAUGGCCCAACUCUCCUGAUCAGAGCGCUGCCACAAACAUGACAUUCGAGAACAUUGUCAUGAACAAUGUCACCAAUCCAAUCAUUAUUGACCAGGAAUAUUGUCCAUUCACAUCUUGUGCUUCCCUGGCACCAUCCCGAGUGAAGCUAAGUGACAUAUAUUUUAAGAAGAUAAGAGGGACGUCGUCUUCAGCAGUAGCAGUGACACUGGAGUGUAGCAAAGGGAUACCAUGCCAGAAUAUAUACCUAGAAGAUGUCCACUUGGAUUUCUUGUCAGGGGAAAAAACAGCCACUUCCUCCUGCAGAAAUGUUAAAGUCAAAUACAUUGGCACCCAAAUUCCACCACCAUGUACUUAA
Camellia sinensis is the source of this 1368-nucleotide messenger RNA. RefSeq names its product exopolygalacturonase-like. The record is from RefSeq and is a predicted model, not a curated record. Gene Ontology annotation, molecular function: polygalacturonase activity. Gene Ontology annotation, biological process: carbohydrate metabolic process. Lineage: Eukaryota; Viridiplantae; Streptophyta; Magnoliopsida; Ericales; Theaceae.